This is a messenger RNA of Talaromyces marneffei, 1104 nucleotides long. RefSeq lists its product as uncharacterized. The record is from RefSeq and is a predicted model, not a curated record. Lineage: Eukaryota; Fungi; Ascomycota; Eurotiomycetes; Eurotiales; Trichocomaceae. The transcript is spliced from 2 exons. The coding region runs from base 1 to 1104 and encodes 367 amino acids.
AUGGGCCGACCAACCCUACUGUCAGCCAGCCACUACGAGACUCGCAUGCUUUUUGAGUUAAUUGACUGCUGUGAUCUCGAGUUUUUCCACCUUGAAGAACUAAGAGUCGAAGAAUGUCUAAGCCAUCCUGAGGCUCUGGACCUUAUGUUACGCCUUUCACGACACCAAAAGCUCAAGACGUUUGCGUUGGUGUUAUCUCAGUCCCAUCCUCUCCUAGGAUCACUGUACUCCGCGCUCAUACGUGAGGGAAUUGUCAACCUAUGGCCCAGACUAAAGGCGUUGUUCCUUGACGUGGUAGAUCAGUCCGGGCUCGAGAGGCUGUCCAUCUUCGCGGAUCUUCAAAUACUUAGGUUGGGCCGCAUACAGCCUGCAAUGUUCGCUACUGAACCCAAUAUCAUCAAAAGUAUCAUGCAGUGUCGACAGUUACGAGUCAUUGAACUGGUUUCCCUUGAGCUCGACAACGGAAAGUCUCUUGCUGACAUCGCGCUUGGCUGUCCAUUACUACAAAAAUUUAGCGUGGGCCAUCUCAAGCUAGACUCCGAAUUAUUAGACGAAAGCCUGGUUUUAAAUCUCGUGGUCCACCUGCCUCUCUUAGAGUUUCUUGCCCUCGGAAUGAAAUGCCAGAUGGAUGGUGCUUUCCUCGGCAAUGUUGCGCAUCACUGCCCCCGAUUGAAGGUGCUUAACUUACAUGACGGUCAACUGUGCCUAUCUAUCGACUUGAUUGCAAAACUACAUCCCUUUCAGAAGCUGGAGAGUAUGCAGUUCUCGAGGACAUACUUUGAGAAUGCACGACGUCUCUUACAACGAAAUACAAUGCAGAUUCUUGUGACACAGUGGCGCAGGCUAUUUCCAAAGCUUCGUGAAAUGCCAUGUACUGCAGAUAUCUACUCUAAUUUCAUGCAAGGUGAUAAUGUAGAACAUCCCGAAGACGAUGAUGCUUAUGAAGAGACAGCAGCCGUUUUGCCAGGUCUGGACUUUGAUGACUACGAUUCUGAUUGGUUUGUUCUGCGAACGAAACUCUGGAAGGCUCUGGUUAUGGGAGAGACAUGGAUAUACAUGACAAAAUUGAGUAUAUGUGGCAGACCAACAUGGAAAUUGAGAUGA